Hyla sarda is the source of this 2129-nucleotide messenger RNA. Its product is annotated as keratin, type II cytoskeletal 7-like. Gene Ontology annotation, biological process: intermediate filament organization; keratinization. Gene Ontology annotation, cellular component: keratin filament. The record is from RefSeq and is a predicted model, not a curated record. The coding region runs from base 97 to 1722 and encodes 541 amino acids. The transcript has 9 exons. Lineage: Eukaryota; Metazoa; Chordata; Amphibia; Anura; Hylidae. Gene Ontology annotation, molecular function: structural constituent of skin epidermis.
AAAAGGGAAGGCUGUAGCCUGAUAGACACUGGAUCCCUCUAGCAGACCAGCAACACCAGCUUCUCUCCUCUUCUGUUAUCAUCUACACUUGGCACAAUGUCUUUCCAGAGCAGAAGCUUCAGCACUCGCUCAGCUGUCCCCCAGGGAGGAUACAGCUCAGUUAGAGUCAGCCAGACCCGCACAUCCAGUGGAGGAGCUGGUGCAGGAUUUGGAAGGGCAGGAGGCUUCAGCAGCUCAAGCUUGUCCAACCUGGGCGGCUCAGUAAAGAGAAGCGUCUCCUAUGGUGUUUCCAGUGGCAGAGCUGGUGUUGGUGGUGGCUCUCUCUAUGGAGGUGGAUCUGGCUCUGGAUUCGGUGGUGGCUAUGGUGGUGGAUUCGGUGGUGGCUAUGGUGGUGGACUCGGAGGCGGUGCUGUAUCUGGACAUGGAAUCCAAGAAGUCACCAUUAACCAAAGCCUGCUGGCCCCCCUUAACCUGGAAAUUGAUCCAGCAAUCCAAACCGUUAGGAAGGAAGAGAAAGAACAGAUCAAGACUCUUAACAACAAGUUUGCUUCUUUCAUUGACAAGGUAAGAUUCCUGGAACAGCAAAACAAAGUUUUGGAGACAAAAUGGGAACUUCUGCAGAACCAGAAGUCUGCAAAGUCCAGCAACGUAGGACCCAUGUUCGAAGCUUACAUUGCCAACCUCAGAAGGCAGCUAGACAGCCUGGUCAAUGAUAAGGGCAGACUGGAUGGAGAACUAAGGAACAUGCAAGAUUUGGUUGAAGACUUCAAGAACAAGUAUGAGGAUGAAAUCAACAAGCGCACCUCUGCUGAAAAUGAAUUUGUUGUUCUUAAGAAGGAUGUGGAUGCUGCUUACAUGAACAAAGUAGAACUGGAAGCCAAGGUUGAUGCUUUGACUGAUGAGAUCAACUUCCUGAGAGCUCUGUAUGAAGCUGAGCUGCGUGAGCUGCAGGCACAGAUCUCAGACACCUCAGUUGUCCUGUCCAUGGACAACAACAGAGCCUUGGACCUGGACAGCAUCAUCGCCGAAGUUAAGGCUCAAUAUGAUGAUAUCGCCGCCAAGAGCCGCGCAGAGGCUGAGUCUGUGUACCAAAACAAAUUCCAGGAGCUCCAGGCCACAGCUGGACGUCAUGGAGAUGAUCUGCGCUCCACCAAGGCUGAGAUCUCUGAGCUCAACCGUGCCAUCCAGAGGCUUCAGGCUGAGAUUGAGAAUGUGAAGGCCCAGCGUGCUAAGCUGGAAGCACAGAUUGCUGAUGCUGAAGGACGUGGUGAACUGGCACUGAAGGAUGCCCGUGAGAAAUUGGCAGAGCUGGAGUCCGCUCUGCAGAAGGCCAAGCAGGACAUGGCCCGCCAACUGCGUGAAUACCAGGAACUGAUGAAUGUUAAGCUUGCCCUGGAUGUUGAGAUCGCCACCUACAGGAAACUGCUGGAAGGAGAAGAGAGCAGACUGUCAGGUGAAGGCGUUGGCGCUGUUAGCGUAUCUGUGGUAAACUCAAGCUCUUCAUCUGGAGGUGGAAGUGGAUUUGGAAGCUAUGGUGGAUCAAGUUAUGGUGCUGGAUCAGGCUUUGGUGCUGGAUCUGGUUUUGGUGCUGGAUCAGGUUUUGGUGCUGGAUCAGGUUUCGGCAACAGCUCUAUCAAGUUCGGCAGCGGUGGUGGAUCAUCAAGCGCUGUGAAGUCCUACUCUUUGUCAACAUCUUCCAGCAGAAGCAGCCAAAGAUUCUAAGAGGCUUCUGUAGUCCCUGAGUAAUGACAUCACCAGUACCAUCCAUACCUCCCUACAAAAAAGAGGCACCAUGUGUAAGCGCUAGGUUUGCCUUGCAUUAUUAUACCUUAAAAUUGUGCCUUGUAUCACUAACACUGUUUGGGGGUAUGGCUGGUCACUGAUGUUGUUAAAAACAACACUUCUCUUUCGCUUCUUCUUACUGCCCUUUAUGUCUGUGCUCUCCUUGAGUGCAACCUAGUUCCAUCAGAACUGACUGUUGGUUAAGCCAUUUUACAGCACCCUAAUAAAUCCUUUGCAGGUCAAUGUUUAGAAUGGUGGUGAUGCCCGUAUCCCCCCUUCCCACCCCAAAGAAAACCAAAAAAAACAAUUACAGUAUUUUAGGGUGGGAUAAACAUUAAAUGCAGUUU